Messenger RNA from Tricharina praecox, 852 nucleotides. RefSeq names its product 3-hydroxyacyl-CoA dehydrogenase. The annotation marks the transcript as partial. Gene Ontology annotation, molecular function: NAD+ binding; oxidoreductase activity, acting on the CH-OH group of donors, NAD or NADP as acceptor. NCBI's taxonomy places the organism in Eukaryota, Fungi, Ascomycota, Pezizomycetes, Pezizales, Pyronemataceae. The record is from RefSeq and is a predicted model, not a curated record. Gene Ontology annotation, biological process: fatty acid metabolic process. The transcript is spliced from 2 exons.
CACGAUGUAUCCAAGCUCUCCGUCAUCGGCGCCGGACAGAUGGGUCUAGGAAUCGCGCUCGUGGCCGCCCGCACCGCCCAGGUCCCUGUAACCCUAAUCGACAACAACCCCGCCUCGCUCCAAAAGUCGCAAACCUUCCUAUCGCGGCUGCUCGAAAAAGAAAUUUCCAAAUCGCGACUCACGGCAUCUGAGGCGGAGGCCAUCCAGGCGCGGAUCACGACAACAACCGACCUCUCGGCCGCAGCGGAGGCGGACUUCAUCAUCGAGGCGGUGCCGGAGAUCCCCGCGCUGAAGAAAGACCUAUUCUCCCGCCUCGCGGAGCUAGCGGGGAGCAACGCCACACUAGCCACGAACACCAGCUCCAUCUCCAUCACCAGCAUUGCCGCGGCCGCCCACGGCGCCGAGGACCGCGUCGUCGCCACCCACUUCAUGAACCCCGUGCCGGUGCAGAAGGGCGUUGAGAUCAUCGCCGGCCUGCAGACCUCGCCGGCCACGCUUGCCCGCGCCGUCGCGUUCGUCCGUGCUAUGGGCAAGAUCCCCGCCGUCUCCAAGGACGCGCCAGGGUUCCUCGCGAAUCGCAUCUUGAUGCCGUAUAUCAACGAGGCGGUCGUGUGCCUCGAGACGGGUGUGGGCGAGAGGGAUGAUAUCGACAGCAUCAUGAAGAACGGGACAAACGUGCCUAUGGGCCCGCUUCAGCUGGCGGAUUUCAUUGGGCUGGAUACGUGCUUGGCAAUCAUGAAGGUGCUGUACGAGGACACCGCCGAUAGUAAAUAUCGGCCGGCGACGCUGCUGAAGAAGUAUGUCGAUGCUGGGUGGCUGGGGAAGAAGAGUGGGAAGGGCUUUUACGAGUAC